CCAGGGCGGCGUCCCCAGAGGCAGCUGGAGGAUGGAUGAGGCCGGAAGGCUGGAACUCGCCGAGGAUUAAGGCUUCUGCGGGCGUCGGCGGGCGCUGUCGAAAUCCUCGCUGGCAGGAAUUCGGCUUCCAGGUCCCUGGAGAGGCUGGGCGCCCCCAGGAAGUGGAAAUAAUGAGGUUCUGCUUCUUAGCCGUGACCGUGCUCAGCGUGGUGAUUUUUGUGACGUUUUACAAUGGCCAAGUGAGGCUGCCCAAGAGCCCCUGGGCACAGGACAGGUCCCGAGAGCAGGACAGCGUGGCCGAGGCCUGCGUCGAUGCCCUGCAGGGCAAGCCCGCCUUUUUGUGGGGGAGGCCGCCCCCGUCCCUGCUGGACAGCCUCUCCUGCGCGGACUACCUCGCCCAGGGCCACUACGUGUCCACCCCGCUGUCCGCCGAGGAGGCCGCCUUCCCGCUGGCCUACGCCAUGGUGGUGCACAAGGACUUCGGCACCUUCGAGCGGCUCUUCAGGGCCGUGUACGCGCCCCAGAACGUGUACUGCGUGCACGUGGACCGCAAGGCGGACCCCGACUUCCAGCGGGCCGUGGAGCGGCUGCUGCGCUGCUUCCCCAACGCCUUCGCCGCCUCGCGGAGGGAGUCCGUGGUGUACGGGGGUGUGUCGCGGCUGCAGGCCGACCUGCACUGCCUGGCGGACCUGGCGGGCUCGGCCGUGCCCUGGAGGUACGUGCUCAACACCUGCGGACAGGACUUCCCGCUGAGGACCAACCUGGAGAUCGUGCGCUACCUGAAGAGGUUCCGGGGGCGCAACAUCACCCCGGGGGUGCUGCCCCCCUUGCACGCGGUGCCCAGGACCAGGUACGUGCACCGGGAGCACCUGGCCCAGGAGGCCUCCUACGUGAUCCGGACGGCGGCGCUCAAGGCGCCUGCGCCGCACAACCUGACCAUCUACUUCGGUUCGGCGUAUGUGGCGCUGACCAGGCCCUUCGUGGACUUUGUCCUGCACGACCCGAGGGCCGUGGACCUGCUGCGGUGGUCGCGGGACACCUUCAGCCCCGACGAGCACUUCUGGGUGACGCUGAACCGCAUCCCAGGUGUCCCCGGCGCCAUGCCCAACGCUUCCUGGGACGGCAACCUCAGGGCCAUCAAGUGGAACGACAUGGAGGACAAGCACGGGGGCUGUCACGGUCACUACGUCCAUGGCAUCUGCAUCUACGGAAACGGAGACCUGAAGUGGCUGAUGGACUCGGACAGCCUGUUUGCCAACAAGUUUGAGCUAUCCACCUACCCGCUCACGGUGGAGUGUCUGGAGCUGCGGCUGCGGGAGCGCAGCCUGAACCAGAGCGAGGUGGCCGUCCAGCCCAGCUGGCGCUUCUGAUGCCGCCGGGCCGCAGGGGCCGCGGGCCGUCAUGCGUGCUCGCCAGCCCCGCUCCCGCAGAGGUGCCUCCUCGGGCAGCAGACAGCACGU
This is a messenger RNA of Condylura cristata (star-nosed mole), 1460 nucleotides long. Its product is annotated as N-acetyllactosaminide beta-1,6-N-acetylglucosaminyl-transferase, isoform C-like. The record is from RefSeq and is a predicted model, not a curated record. The coding region runs from base 36 to 1370 and encodes 444 amino acids. Gene Ontology annotation, molecular function: acetylglucosaminyltransferase activity. The transcript has 3 exons. Lineage: Eukaryota; Metazoa; Chordata; Mammalia; Eulipotyphla; Talpidae. Gene Ontology annotation, cellular component: membrane. Gene Ontology annotation, biological process: transforming growth factor beta receptor signaling pathway.